ACGGGUGGGGACACAAUAAUAAAGCGUCACAUUGAGCAUCAAAACAAAAAAGGAAAAAAGAAAAUGGCGGAGCUGUCACUGUAUCUUACAAACGCUAACGUGUCUCUGGGACAAACUAUGGAACCUGAGAAAAGCUCCAGUGUGGUGAAGGACUUUGAGAGCGUGGAGCUCGGCGACACAGCGAAGAAGCAGAAGGUCCCACGCAGAACCAUUUACUUUGCCAGCGGUGAGACGAUGGAGGAGUUCAGCACAGACGAGGAGGAUGAGGAAGAUGAAGAGAAGCGGCGCAAACAGACCGUCAUGAGCACCAUCGAUCCGUCGAAAUUGUCGUGGGGUCCGUAUUUCUGGUUCCACAUGUGGAGAGUGGCCACGAACACCAUCUCAGUGUGUGAUUAUCUGGGAGAGAAAAUGGCGUCACUGUUGGGCAUCACCACGCCCAAGUAUCAGUACGCAAUCGAUGAGUACUACAGGAUAAAGAAAGAGGAGGAAGAGGCUGAUGAGGAAGAUCGUCUUUCUGAAGAAGCCCAGCGGCGUUUCGACAAUCAGCACCGUGACAAAGAACAGAAUCCAACCAUGGAGCAGCCUGAAGGAGCGAGUUCCUUCGUCAACAUGAGCUUCGAAGUGGAGCAGGAGUCAUCAUCAUGAUCGAGUGCCUUUUCUCUACAUUACUCUCUCUCUCUCUCUCUCUCUCUCUCUCUCUCUCUCUCUCGCUGUAGGACUGAGUGACAUCACUGACUCAUUUCUUUAAAUAAUACUAUAUGUAACCAAGGAAACUCCUUAAAUAUUCAUUUCUACAACUCUGUGUAAAUGUAUGUGUGUGUAUGGACACGUAUACGAUAAGUGCAUUAAUACCUGAAAAACCCAAGUGUUGUGAUUUUACACUUAUGUUUAGAGGCGUGAGACACGAUACACAAUCUUCAGCGCAUAAUUAUAUUAUACAAAACAAAACCGAUCCGUUCACUGCCGACCCGAUCCGGUUCAGUUCAGCCAACUUGAACUUUUCCGACAUCUUCAGGACGGAGGAGUUUACGCUUCUUUGCGGUUUCUCGGUAACGUGCGUAACAAGCCGCGCGUUUAUUCUUUUCCGUCUUGUUAACUUGAACAGAGAGAAUAAAGAGAGGGCUGGUGAGGGAAGGAGUGUUUAGAGCUGCUGUAACGUAAGUGAGAACAGGAACUGACUGCUUUAACGGACGUUCCACGACAUUCAAUGUAACUAUAAAAAAUAAAGAAAAAUUCUAUUUAAUUAUUUUUUUAUUUAUAAACAACAUUUCUUUCAUGCAGGAUACAUUCCUGAGUUGGUAAACAAAUUUUUUUCAUUCUAAUUAUUGUCCCAUACGAGAGAAUAAUCUGUCUGAUCUCACACAUGAACUUGAUUUGAUUUGGACACUGUUUAUAAAGACUGAAAAGUGGAGUUUAAUGUGAGUUUGAUGUCGCUAUCGUGUGAUAAAGUGAAAUACUGUGAUGUAAUAAUGACCAGGUUAGACAAUUAUCAUACAUGGUUCUGCUCUUAAGGUUUAUUUGCAAAAAAAAAAAAAAAACCCCAGAUAAAACAAUUCAGCCUUAAUAGAAACUUCUAGAAGAACUCCUCAAGACCGGGAGCAAAAUAACCAUUUGUGUGAACCAUUUCUAAAUCAUCACUACACCAGGGAAUUAUUUAUAUUUUUUUCUCAUUAAUAAUUGACGAAUUCAUUUCACUCGUGUGUGUGUGUGUGGGGGGGGGGGGGUGUUUUCAGGAUGUAAAACUGAGAUGCUUUAAAAAAAACUGUAUAAUUUAUUUAUGUACAGUUCCUUUAAAUGCUCUUUAACUUUUUAAUAUAAUUUAGCUUGUUUAAAAAAAAAUGUACAUAAUGAUGUGACUUUCUUUAAUAAACUCUUGAACCGUCA
This is a messenger RNA of Ictalurus furcatus (blue catfish), 1884 nucleotides long. It is a transcript of the gene fam177a1a, whose product is annotated as family with sequence similarity 177 member A1. The record is from RefSeq and is a predicted model, not a curated record. Bases 64 to 645 code for a protein of 193 amino acids. The transcript has 5 exons. NCBI's taxonomy places the organism in Eukaryota, Metazoa, Chordata, Actinopteri, Siluriformes, Ictaluridae.